AUGCAGAUACGCGACCUAUACUUACAGAAGAGACAGAUAAGCCAACGUCUUAAACGUGAAUUGUUUAACUUCACGUGUGAACUUGCACAGUGCCGCGCAGGAGAAACGUUCAUAGUUAUUGUCGAUGGCGUCGAGUGGGUUGCUACAGUGCCACGUCGCACUAAGCCAGACGAUAUAGUGUCUAUGACAUUCUCGGCUGUAGUUGAAGGCACUGAGGUGCAUAGGUCGCUUGUCGGAAUGCUUGGUAGUGGUGCAAAGGAAGAGAGCCUCAAGAGGUACAUCCGUGAAGGGUUGGCUUUACAGACCAGCGAAUACAAGGAGCAAGUCAGAGACAUGAGCCACGACGCCGCUCUGUCGUUCAUCCUGGAACAAGUAAGACGCACCACGCCAGCUGAAGGUCAGAUUGGGUGUGUGGACAACAUGACAUACCAUUGGCCCAUGCGGCCAUGGACUCGACUAUAUGAGGUCAUCAAGAACGCAGCAGCUUUGCCGCCGGCAGCUGUCGAGUUGGGGUUGCCGGGCAGCCAACACACUGCACGCAGCGCGGCUUUGUCUGAGCAUGCCGCUUCAAGCUUCCCACUUCACCUCCGUGCUGCCAGUGUCAUCACGUCACAGGCAGCCAGCGCGGCUGACAGGACCAUGACAACGUCAGAGGAGCCGGUUCAUCGAGGCUUUGGUGUGUGCAACGAGACCAGGAAGAGAAAGCGGGCCCCAAACAUGACCUGGCUGGAGGUGGACGACGAGGAGGAGCAGCAACGGGAGGCGGACGGGGGACACACUUAUACAGAAGAUGCCGCUCCAUGGUAUCCGUGCACGGCAGGACAUAAGGAGGGGGGCGACUCCGCUACUGCGCAGCUGCCACUGCCGGCACCUGAGGACGCCCGUGGCGGCGAGGCGGCUGCUUUGCCAUCCCCAUCGGCUGCAGGACCUGCAGCCAUGCCUGGCCCACGACACACGGCAGGACAUCAGGAGGGGGGCGACUCCGCUACUGCGCAGCUGCCACUGCCGGCACCUGAGGACGCCCGUGGCGGCGAGGCGGCUGCUUUGCCAUCCCCAUCGGCUGCAGGACCUGCAGCCAUGCCUGGCCCACGACACACGGCAGGACAUCAGGUGCACCGCGUGACACAUCACGGGAGCAGCACAAUGGGGUGGCGUGCGUCGGCUGGGGAUGGCACGCAGGAGGGGGGCGACUCCGCUACUGCGCAGCUGCCACUGCCGGCACCUGAGGACGCCCGUGGCGGCGAGGCGGCUGCUUUGCCAUCCCCAUCGGCUGCAGGACCUGCAGCCAUGCCUGGCCCACGACACACGGCAGGACAUCAGGUGCACCGCGUGACACAUCACGGGAGCAGCACAAUGGGGUGGCGUGCGUCGGCUGGGGAUGGCACGCAGGAGGGGGGCGACUCCGCUACUGCGCAGCUGCCACUGCCGGCACCUGAGGACGCCCGUGGCGGCGAGGCGGCUGCUUUGCCAUCCCCAUCGGCUGCAGGACCUGCAGCCAUGCCUGGCCCACGACACACGGCAGGACAUCAG
Volvox carteri f. nagariensis is the source of this 1530-nucleotide messenger RNA. RefSeq lists its product as uncharacterized. The transcript has 9 exons. The record is from RefSeq and is a predicted model, not a curated record. NCBI's taxonomy places the organism in Eukaryota, Viridiplantae, Chlorophyta, Chlorophyceae, Chlamydomonadales, Volvocaceae. The annotation marks the transcript as partial.